Molecule: messenger RNA, 1933 nt
Organism: Chroicocephalus ridibundus (black-headed gull)
Lineage: Eukaryota; Metazoa; Chordata; Aves; Charadriiformes; Laridae
Gene: ORMDL1
Product: ORMDL sphingolipid biosynthesis regulator 1
Exons: 4
Coding region: 152-613 (153 amino acids)
Biological process (GO): sphingolipid biosynthetic process; intracellular sphingolipid homeostasis; ceramide metabolic process
Cellular component (GO): endoplasmic reticulum membrane
Source: RefSeq, a predicted model, not a curated record
CCCCUGGCCGCCAGCCCUGCCCACGGGGCGGCCGGCGGGGUUCUACCUGCGGCUGGCAGCCCGCGCCUCCGCUCCUGCUCCUCGGGGGCUGUGGCCACAGCGCGGCCGGCGGCGCCCGGGCCGGUGGAAAGUUGUGUUUUGUAGAGUAAAAAUGAACGUAGGAGUUGCCCACAGCGAGGUAAAUCCAAACACACGGGUGAUGAACAGUCGUGGAAUGUGGCUGACGUAUGCACUCGGAGUUGGCAUGCUGCACAUUGUCUUGCUCAGCAUUCCUUUCUUUAGUGUCCCUGUCGCCUGGACUUUAACAAAUGUGAUUCACAACCUGGGAAUGUAUGUGUUUUUGCAUGCAGUAAAGGGAACUCCUUUUGAAACACCUGAUCAGGGGAAAGCUAGGCUACUAACACACUGGGAACAACUGGAUUAUGGAGUACAAUUUACAUCUUCAAGAAAAUUCUUCACAAUCUCUCCUAUAAUUCUGUACUUCCUGGCGAGUUUCUACACAAAGUACGAUACAACACACUUUAUCCUCAACACAACCUCUCUCCUGACUGUGCUUAUCCCCAAGCUGCCACAGUUGCAUGGUGUUCGAAUCUUUGGCAUCAAUAAAUAUUAAGCAGGAGGUCUGACACUGACUGCCCCCUGCCGUGGCUACUGGUGCUCCCCAGGUGAAGAAAACGAGUAGCCUGCUGUGCUGCGUAUCUAGUCGUAUUCAGUGAGAGAUGCAUCUAUAUCUGAGAUGCAAUUCCUACUUCCUGCUGCAGCGUUGUCUGGGAUGAAAGUUGAGUUUAUAUGAAGAUGCCUUCUAAUAUUUAAAUGUGAAUCGGAAACCUCUAGAAGAAAGAUUUCCAUGAAGAACUGGGCAGGCCCAGCUCUAAAGCCUAAUCCCCGCUGAGACUGUAUAUAUGCCUGGCUGAUGCGAGUGACUUGAGGAAGGUGUGAGUGACAGUUGAAAUGGAGAGAGAUGUUUCACAAAUACCCGGUCAACCAUAAUGCAAAUGGUGACUUUACAUAUAAAUCCAGGAUUCCCAAUGCCAAGGACUGGUGAGGUCUCAUUCGUAGAUUAAGUGAAAGUAGGUAGUUUUCUGCUGUAGGGGUUGUAAGUGGUUGUGCUCGUUAUUGCAUUGUAAAAGUUUGUCUCACAGUAAAUACUGUGACAGCUAGCAUAAACAGAUGGUGUAAUUCCUGCCUUAUCUGUUCUUGUGAUUUUUAUUUUUUUUUGUCACGAAAACAUGAAAAUCCUUAACUGUCAGCUCAGGGGAUUUCUAUAUCAACUUCACAGCUCCGUUUAUGUGUGCUUUUACAAGUUGCGCCGUGGUGUUUAUUUCAUUUUGCGUACCGGGAUGCUGACUUUUCUAUGUGUAAAUGGCACAUCCCGAAAAAGUGAAAUUUCUUUUAAGGUGUGGAUUUUUGACUGUUUUCUCUGAUAGUUGACUGAUGGGCCAUUUUUUAGUAGUUGAGAGGCCUGUAAUGGUGAGGGAAAGCACCUGCUGUUGUAGGAGAAGCAGCUCCAUUGUAGAGCAACGAUGUCAGAACACAUAAGAGAAACUAUUCAGGUCAUAAGUUAGAACAGAAGCUGAAUGAGAAGUAAGUGAAUAGGCAAAUCAUGUGGACUAAUUGUAUGCAGAAAAAGGUGUAGAUAAUUUGCAUGUCUUGGGAACGUGGAGGAAUGCUGUGUUUGAAGGGUACCAUGUAGUACAGAGUAAUCUUGUAUAUAAUCACCUGGAACUAGAGUGAAGGUGCAUCUAGAGCUCUGAGCGUGCACUUCUCCAUCUUGGAAAAAGGAUGAAUUUUGAAGUCUACCAUACGUCUGCCAGCCAAAACCGGCCCAGAUUUAACAGAAGACUCCAUUUAAGACUUGAUUGCCAUUUUGGUUGCAGUGACAGACAGUGAGCUGGAAAAAAAAAUAAAGGGGGGAAAAAAAAACCCGAAACAC